AUGCCCGGCAUUAUUCCUCAGCCGACUUCUCUUGCUAUCCCUCAUGGUCCCUCUGAGCUGCCUGUUGGCUCCGACCCUUUCCUCAUUACAGCUCAGAAUGGCUAUCUUCCCACUCAGCUGCCUCUCCGCAGACUUCCUGCAGCCUUUGACGCAUUGAGUGACAUCCUCGAUGACAUGCCCAUCCUUAAGGAGGAUGGUACUGCUGGCUUGCUUGCUACCUUUAAGCUUGGUCCUCUUAUCGACUCUGGAGCCCUGCCUGACCUCACUUCCGAGAUCGAUAACCUUGUCAUCGCUGGCACUGGCGAGGUUGACAUGCCUGCUAUUACUGCCGCUUUCCGCGACUACUCCUUUGUUGCUUCGUCUUACCUGCUUGAACCCUGCUGGAAGGUGUACAGCAACAAUCCUAAUGACGGAUAUGGACUUGGUCGUCAGGUCCUUCCUAAGUGUAUCGCUGGGCCUCUUGUCAAGUGUGCCGAGAUCCUCGACAUCCCUGCCUUCAUGUCAUACGCUGCAUCCUAUGCUUUGUACAACUACUACCUUGUCGACCCCUCCAAGGGUCACGACGACUACGCUAACCUCCGCCUGAUCCGUGCUUUCGUGAAGGGCCUCGACCCGAAGUCCUCUGAAGCAGGCUUCAUCCUCACUCACAUCCACAUGGUCGCUCAAACCGGCAAGCUGAUCGAAGGUUCCGCUGCUGUCGUCGAAGCCGUCUCUGCCGCUCGCACCGAGCAGAAAGACGAACACGCCAUUGCAGACGCCAAAGUCGGCCUCACAUCGAUCCUUCAAGCCAUGACCGUCAUUGAAGCCAACAUGGAGAAGAUGUGGGCCAACUCUUUGCCCAAAGAUUACAUGACCUACCGCACCUUCAUCUACGGUAUCACCAAUCAAUCCAUGUUCCCUGACGGUGUCAUCUACGAGGGUCAAUACGAAGAAAAGCCUCAAUUCUUCCGCGGCGAGUCUGGCGCCAACGAUAGCAUUAUUCCUCUGCUCGACCACCUUUGCGAGAUCCCCAUGCCUGAGAACCCUCUUACUCAGAUCUUGCGCGAAUUCAGACAAUACAGACCCAAGCCUCAUCGCGAGUUCCUCACUUCGAUCCGCGAAAAAGCCGCUGAUGUCGGCGUCCGUGACUACCUCACCCACUCCGGCGACUUGGGCGCUGUAGUUCUCUACCUCCGCGUCCUAGACCACAUCCGCAGUUUCCGUUGGAGACAUUGGCAGUUCACUCGCGAGUACAUCAUCAAGCGUACUUCUCACCCCGUGGCGACUGGCGGGUCUCCCAUCAUCACCUGGUUGCCCAACCAGCUUGCCGCAGUCAUGCAACUGAUGGAAGAUGUUUGCAAGGGCUCUGGCCUGUGGGCUAUUCUCGCCGAGGGUGUCUGGAACGGUGGCGGUGCCGAGGGAUCCUUGACCAAGAAGGAGUUCGAGUUGAUCAAGGAUAUCAUGGACAAUACGGUGGAUCAGAAGACAAAGUUGGCAAAGGAGGUUGAGAAGUAUUGUCAGGAUAGAGGUGUUGAUGCUAAGGCUGUUUGA
Molecule: messenger RNA, 1530 nt
Organism: Aureobasidium namibiae CBS 147.97
Lineage: Eukaryota; Fungi; Ascomycota; Dothideomycetes; Dothideales; Saccotheciaceae
Exons: 3
Coding region: 1-1530 (509 amino acids)
Molecular function (GO): heme binding; metal ion binding
Source: RefSeq, a predicted model, not a curated record